AUGGGUAGCUACACGUUCAAGUGGGAGCAUCCCGCCGAAGAAGUGUUCGUCACGGGCACUUUCGACAACUGGACAAAGAGCGAGCAGCUGGUCAAGGUGGGCGAUGUCUUCCAGAAGACGGUGCCUCUCAAGGAUGCCUCGCAGAAGAUAUACUUCAAGUACGUCGUCGACGGAAACUGGACGGUAAACGAAUCCGCCCCCAAAGAGGCCGACCACGAGGGCAACAUCAACAACUUCAUCACGCCCGAGGACAUCCUUCAGUCCGACCCCGCAGCUGCCUUGGUCAACACCGUUACUCCUCAGUCCACCACCGCCGCAAUGGCCUCUGAACAGCCCAUUGACAAGCCCGAGGGCGCCGCGACCCCUUCUGAUGUUCCUGGCGGCUUCCCCGUGACCCCCAGCACCGAGCUGGACAAGCCCGUCGGCGUCAAUCCUCUGCCCGCUGCUGCCGGCGCCGUCAACCCCUUCAAGCUCGAGCCUGGCGAGAAGGUCCCCGACGUCGGCAUCGAGAGCACCAACGACCACGUCAAGCUGGACAAGGAGUCUUACGAGAAGAGCGACGCCCUUCCCGGCGUUGACGUCGCCGACCUGCCCCCUGUCACCAGCAACCUGAUUCCCGAAUCCAGCCUUCCUGUCACUGCCGCCGGGGACGUCAACAUCAACACUGUCGGCUCCGGCGCCACAAGCCUCGGCCUGGCCGCCCAGGUCCCGCUCGAGGCCAAGAUCCCCGAUGCCACCAAGGUUCCCGAAGUCGUCAAGGAGAGCCAAGAAAAGGCCCACGUCGAGCCCGAGGCCGCAGCCGUCCCCGAAGAAGUCGCGGACAAGGCCAAGGUCGAGGAGGAGCUCAAGGAAAAGGUCCCCGAAGCUCCCGCCACCUCUGAGGGCACUGCCGGCGUCGGCACCGAGAAGUCGGAGUCGGAUGUGGACCCCGCUGCUGCCAUUGCUGCCGCUGCUGCCACGACCGGCGCCGCCGUCCUUGCUGCCGUCACUGCCGCCAAGGAUAACAUUGUCGAGACCGCCGCGCCCGUCGCCAACGAUGCUGCUGCCGCUGCUUCUGCCGCCGCCAACGAUGCUGUUGCGGCCGCUGCUGAAGUCGCCAGGCAGAACCUCCCCGACUCCGUCAAGGAGAAGCUGCCUGAGCCCGUCCAGGAGGUCCUGGCUCAGCAGGAGACCGCCGUCAAGGAGGAAACUCGCGAGGAAGUCUCCCCCGAGGUCCCCGCCGAGGUCAAGGAGUCCAUCACUGAGGCCGGCAAGAGCCCCGAGGCUGCCGCCAACACUGUUGCUGUCGAGGAGAAGAAGGAGGUCGAGGCUGAACUGCUGAAGGAGGUCAAGCCCGUACCGCCUGUCGACGAGACCAAGACCGAGGAGACCAAGACCGAGGAGGCCAUCGAUAGCCCUGUGACCGAGGUCAGCAACGUCCAGGUCACCAAGACCGAGGUUCCUGUCGAGGAGCUCACCGCCCCCGUCAUCGAGGAGCCCAAGGCCGUCGAGGUGACCAAGGUUGAAGAGCCCCAGACCGUCGAGGCCAAGGUCGAGGCCCCCGCCGCCGAAGUAGCUGCUCCCGCUCCCAUCGACACGACGGUUGCUUCGGAAGCCCCCAAGACUGACGGCCCCGCCGUCGAUACCCCCGUGACCGAGACCGACAAAACCGAGGUGCCCCCUACCGAGACGGCCGCGGAGCCCACCAAGGCCGACGCCAACGGCAACGGCGCCAACGGCGCUCACUCCGAUAAGGGGUCUGAGAAGAAAAAGAAUCGUUUCAGCGCCUUCUUCAGCCGAUUCACCAGGCACAAGCACACAGAGAAGAACUAG
Molecule: messenger RNA, 1812 nt
Organism: Trichoderma citrinoviride
Lineage: Eukaryota; Fungi; Ascomycota; Sordariomycetes; Hypocreales; Hypocreaceae
Product: carbohydrate-binding module family 48 protein
Exons: 4
Coding region: 1-1812 (603 amino acids)
Source: RefSeq, a predicted model, not a curated record